Messenger RNA from Periophthalmus magnuspinnatus, 2708 nucleotides. Its product is annotated as eukaryotic initiation factor 4A-I-like. Gene Ontology annotation, molecular function: ATP binding; RNA helicase activity; translation initiation factor activity. Gene Ontology annotation, biological process: cytoplasmic translational initiation. The transcript has 11 exons. NCBI's taxonomy places the organism in Eukaryota, Metazoa, Chordata, Actinopteri, Gobiiformes, Gobiidae. The record is from RefSeq and is a predicted model, not a curated record. Bases 92 to 1306 code for a protein of 404 amino acids. Gene Ontology annotation, cellular component: cytoplasmic stress granule.
UGGGCGGGACCAGAGCUGAAUGACGGAGGUCCGUUCUAUGAGCUUCUGCUUCUGCCUCUGAGCGCACUUACACACGCACCGAUCCGUGACAAUGUCCGCCGAAUACGACCACAGUGAAAAUGGCCCCGAUGGUAUGGAGCCAGAUGGAGUCAUUGAGGGAAACUGGUCUGAGGUGGUGGAUAACUUUGAUGAGAUGAACCUGCAUGAGGGGCUGUUAAGAGGAAUCUAUGCUUAUGGUUUUGAGAAGCCCUCUGCCAUCCAGCAAAGAGCCAUCCGGCCGUGUAUUCAAGGCUCCGAUGUGAUCGCUCAGGCCCAGUCUGGAACUGGAAAGACAGCCACUUUUGCCAUCUCCAUCCUGCAGAAGCUGGACUUGAGUUUAAAGGCCACACAAGCUCUGGUGCUGGCCCCCACCAGAGAGCUGGCUCAGCAGAUCCGUAAAGUAGUGGAUGCCCUCGGGGAUUAUUUGGGUGCCACAUGCUAUGCCUGUAUCGGAGGAACCAAUGUUCGGCAAGAGUCCCAGAAGCUGACAGAAGAUGUGCCUCACAUAGUAGUUGGCACCCCAGGGCGAGUCUUCGACAUGCUUAGCCGUCGUAUACUGUUAUCAAAGUCCAUAAAAAUGUUUGUUCUCGACGAAGCCGAUGAGAUGCUCAGUCGUGGGUUCAAGGACCAAAUUUAUGACAUUUUCCAGAAGCUGCCUUCAAGCACACAAGUGGUUCUGCUCUCUGCCACCAUGCCUGCCGAUGUCCUGGAAGUCACCAAGAAGUUCAUGCGUGAUCCCAUCCGCAUCCUGGUGAAGAAGGAGGAGCUGACCCUGGAGGGCAUCCGGCAGUUCUACAUCAACGUGGAGAAGGAGGAGUGGAAGCUGGAGACGUUGUGCGACCUGUACGAGACCCUGACCAUCACACAGGCUGUCAUCUUCCUGAACACACGCCGGAAAGUGGACUGGCUCACUGAGAAGAUGGGCUCCCGGGAUUUCACCGUGUCCGCUCUGCAUGGAGACAUGGAGCAGAAGGAGAGGGAGAUUAUCAUGAAAGAGUUCCGCUCCGGCAGCAGCAGAGUGCUCAUCACGACUGAUAUCCUGGCCCGAGGCAUUGAUGUGCAGCAGGUGUCGCUGGUCAUCAACUAUGACCUGCCUACCAACAGAGAGAACUACAUCCACAGGAUUGGUCGUGGAGGGCGUUUUGGCCGUAAGGGCGUGGCCAUCAACAUGGUAACAGACGAAGACAAGCGCACCCUGAGGGACAUUGAGACCUUCUACAACACCACCAUCGAGGAGAUGCCCAACAACGUGGCUGACCUCAUCUAAACGGGGCACUCACAGAGCACCCACCUAGAGCACCCAGAGCCUGUGGACCCUGGCCAUGGCCCCAGGGUGCCAGUCCUUCUCUGAGCUCUCAUAGAACAGAUAAACCUGGUCUUCUGCCUGCCAUGUUCUUGUGUAGAAUCUGAAUCAUUAGUAAAGACACUCUGGCCAACACAACUCAGUGUUUCCUGUUCAUACAGACUACGGUGGCCCUUGCGGUCAAAAAGCAAACUACGUUCAAUUCAACAGGAGAUGCUUUUAGAUUUUAUACUAUAAACAAAAUAACAAAAAAAUAAAUAAAUAAAUAAAUGAAUAAAUAAUUGCCCGAAGAUUAACUUUAACAACUGACACUUGUACCUAAAACAUGCUAGCAGCAACGCCCAUCUGGCUGAGCAGACCAGACUAUGGCGUUCUCUCAUCCCUCUGGCCCAGGUCUAACCUUUUCCACAGGGCCUCCCAAUCAUGAAUGGACAUAGUGACGGGAGUAGUCAGCAGGGGGCGGCAGCGUGUCCCUCUUUAAGUUUUUAUUUAAGGCCCUAUAUUGCGCAAAAUUGACUCCUGUGAGCUAUUAACCAUGUUAUAAUGUUACCUCCUCAAAAGCAUUUCCAGAGUUUUGUUUCAUUCAUACUUUUUAAGAAUCCUGUCUACAUCUUCAAAGCUCACUUUGAAGAUGUAGACAAAGUUUCACUUUGUGAUGUCAUUUAGUGGUAGUUGUUAUUUUUAGCCUCAAUACACUAGAAUAAGAACUUUAAAACUACUUUUUAAAAUUUUUGCUUUACCUUUUGUUCAGUUGCCACAGAAAGUCUUCAAUAUUUUCUGGUUUCAACAAAGCUAAAACGAUGGAUUUCGCUUGAGGAUUUAGUAAUUCCAGGGUUAGAUGUAUUCAAAUCUAGUUGUUGGGUGUAUAGAGUUUAAAAAUAGUUUCCUGUAUCACUCGGUGACAUCACAAGGUCGAAAAGUGUUUUCAGUUUGAGAGAAGAACACAGCCUAGAUAUGCAGGAUUUGUGUUAAACGUGUGAAUGAAACAAAACACAUCCAUCUAUGUUUUUGAUAAGGAAGCAAUAGAUUUUAAAAAAUGCGUAAUAUGCGCCUUAAGGGUGUGGGUUAAUCUUUUUUUUUUUAUUAUUUUCUGAUGUCACUUUUCUCAGCUACCUCACCACACUGCUGGGAGGAGUUUUGUAACGCGGACCAAAUGGACCCCUCGACAGUGGUUUGACAGUGUAAAAUUCUAUCUAAGCAUUGAGCGGUGUGGGGCUUCGACAUUUACUGUUGGAGAGUGCUAUUUUUAAGUGACUUUAUGAACUUGUUAAACUUUGGGACAGAAGCGGUGUAUCAGAUUUUCUACAUUGGAUUCUGUAUAGUAUUUAUUUAAUGGUCUUUAAUAAAAACAAAGGUUGCUCCUUUA